Penicillium angulare is the source of this 963-nucleotide messenger RNA. Its product is annotated as phosphatase PAP2 family protein. The record is from RefSeq and is a predicted model, not a curated record. Gene Ontology annotation, molecular function: phosphatidate phosphatase activity. NCBI's taxonomy places the organism in Eukaryota, Fungi, Ascomycota, Eurotiomycetes, Eurotiales, Aspergillaceae. Gene Ontology annotation, biological process: phospholipid metabolic process. The transcript is spliced from 4 exons. The coding region runs from base 1 to 963 and encodes 320 amino acids.
AUGCCUCGCAAUGGUUCCGGGAACGGAGGCCCAACGUCGAUGCUCCAUCGCACAGGGGUUAUUGGAGCAGUAGCUCGGUUUUACCAGCGCACCUACGCUGGUGACUAUAUCGCAUUCGGAGUUUUGGUGGCAGCAUGGUUUCUGAUUCACGCCUUUAUAAAACCUUUCCACCGCAUGUUUUCCCUCGAUAACAAGUCCAUCCAGUACCCAUAUGCUACUCAGGAAAGAGUCCCUCUGAAUAUGAUGUUUAUAUGUGGAGGCUGGAUUCCUCUUGGUGUGAUCCUCGUAUGGGCUGCGCUUAAACGUCCUGGACUACAGCAGACCCAGGCCACAGUGAUCGGCUUCGCUGUAUCACUACUCCUUACUACCGUUUUGACAGACAUCAUUAAGAACGCGGUGGGAAGGCCUCGACCUGAUCUGCUAGCGCGGUGUAAACCCGCUCGUGGCACCCCGGACAAUAUACUUCUCACUUGGGAAAUUUGUACGGAGCCCAGCAAAGGAUUCCUCCACGAAGGAUGGCGCAGUUUUCCCAGUGGACACAGCAGCUAUUCCUUCAGUGGCUUGGGAUAUCUUACUCUUUUCUUGUGCGGUCAAAUGCAUGUCUUUCGACCUCGGACAGACCUGGGCCGCAGCCUUAUUGCAUUCGUCCCCCUCUUUUGCGCCCUCCUGGUAGCAUUGUCUCGUCUGGCUGACUAUCGUCAUGAUGUAUGGGACGUGUCUAGCGGUGGAACCCUUGGAAUGCUGGUAGCUUGGUUUUCAUACCGUCGUUACUACCCGUCCCUGCGCUCCAUCCACUGUGAUGUUACCUAUGACAAGGCCAAUGAUGUUCCUAGUCGGGAGCGGUUUCAUAGAGCGGAUGAUGAAGAGCAGGGCGCAUCGCAACCCUUCAUCUCACGCGACGAGCAUGGGUCUGACGAGAAUUUCCAGCUGGAGGAGAUGGAUUCGCCCCGCUCAAUGGCAUAG